UUCUGUGCAACUUUGCUGCUUCCUCGCCGUCUUGCCCCCGUCUCUUCCUCAUCCCAGCGGCGAUGCUCGGGGCAGAGCGCUCUGGCGGUCGCUCCUUCCUUCCUCUCGCCGCCUCGGGGAGAAGACGAUGCAGACUUUUGUCUCCCCGGUGGCCAAGGCGAUCUUCGUGGCUCUCUUUCUUUUCGCCAUCCUGCUGAUUCUCUAUGUGAUCCUCUGGUACAUUUGCAGAGACCCAGACAACCACUACAUCUGAAUGCAGAUCCGUCCAGCUGUUAGCGUCGGCUGAAGUGGGAUGUCGAGUGCUGCGCCUCGCCAGAUGGCAUGAAUGUGCUCUUCAUUGUUUCCGACGACCUGCGUCCUGUUUUGGGCUGUUAUGGAGACCUUGUUGUGAAAUCUCCAAACAUUGAUCAGCUGGCCUCACGAAGUGUUGUGUUCCAAAAUGCUUUUGCUCAACAAGCUGUAUGUGCCCCUAGCAGAGUAUCCUUUCUCACUGGGCGCAGACCAGACACCACCAGACUCUAUGACUUUCAUUCUUACUGGCGGGUUCACGCAGGGAAUUACACCACAUUGCCCCAGUACUUCAAGGAGAAUGGUUAUAUAUCCAUGUCGGUAGGGAAGGUGUUUCACCCAGGGGUUUCAUCCAAUCAUAACGAUGACUAUCCAUACAGUUGGUCUGUCCCACCUUUUCAUCCCUCUUCUGAAAAAUAUGAAAACACAAAGGUUUGCAAAGGGAAAGAUGGACAACUUCAUGCCAACCUUAUAUGCCCAGUGGAUGUUUCCGAGAUGCCCGAGGGUACGUUGCCAGAUAUCCAGAGCACCAAGGAAGCAAUCCGUUUAUUGAAUAUUAUGAAAGAAAACAACAGCAAAUUCUUCCUCUCUGUUGGGUAUCAUAAACCACACAUUCCGUUCAGGUACCCUCAGGAAUUUCUCAAAUUGUACCCCCUGGAAAACAUCACGCUAGCCCCAGAUCCCUCUGUUCCUAAAGGACUACCUUCGGUGGCGUACAAUCCCUGGAUGGACAUCAGGCGGAGGGAUGAUGUUCAAGCGCUAAACAUCAGCUUCCCUUAUGGGCCUAUUCCAGAAGACUUCCAGCGGCAGAUUCGUCAGAACUAUUUUGCAUCUGUCUCUUACUUGGAUAUGCUAGUCGGGAAGCUAUUGAAUGCCUUGGAUGACACAGGACUCUCCAAUAACACAAUUGUAGUGUUCACUGCAGACCAUGGGUGGUCUCUGGGUGAGCAUGGCGAAUGGGCAAAAUACAGCAACUUCGAUGUUGCAACUCGGGUGCCACUGAUGUUCUAUGUGCCUGGAAUGACAGCUCCUCUCUCUUACCCAGGAUACAGACACUUUCCUUUCAUUGACCUCUUUGACAGAGUUUUGAAACCUCUACCCCAAGGCAAACCCAAAGAAAUGGUUGAGCUGGUUUCUCUUUUCCCAACACUUGCGGAGCUUGCUGGAUUACGAGUUCCCCCUCUUUGCCCUGACACUUCAUUUCAUGUCUCUCUGUGCACUGAAGGGCAAAGCAUGGUUCAGUAUUUCCCAUCUGCUAAAGGAGGACAUGAGAGCAGCAGUGAAGAAGGAAAGCUGCACAGGCCGCCUAUUGCUUUCAGCCAAUAUCCUCGUCCCAGCGAUACUCCUCAGCUGAACUCUGAUUUGCCGCUGCUUAAAGAUAUAAGAGUGAUGGGCUAUUCCAUGCAUACUGUUUAUUACAGGUGCACCCUGUGGCUUGGGUUCAAUCCCAGCAACUUUACUGUUGACCGGAAUGACGUUCAUGGAGGGGAGCUGUAUUUUGUAGAAAGUGACCCUAACCAAGACCAUAAUGUCUAUGGAAGUGAGACACACGGUCAUCUUACCAAAACACUUUGCAGGAUUCUGGAGCACUGAGGUUGGGAUUAGCUUCCCACGUGUAAAACCUUGCGGCUGAACCAAUUGUUUCUUUUUAUAUAGUUUUGUGUUUCACAUAAAUACAACUGUAAUCCAAGAGAUUUCUUUGUGGGGGUCUCUUGGAUUACAGUUUGUGCUUGUGUGGAAUAAACUCAAAUACAACCAGCAUUCUUGUGUUUUUGUUUCUAAAAAGUUACUCUGUUCUUUUCUUGUAUUUACAGGUUCUUUUUUUUUUAAAAAAAUCCCUUUUUAUCAGAACAUUUCACAGUGGUGUAAAAAUAAAAUAACUCUAAAAUAUUUUUUUAAGAACCCUAUAAAGAAAGCAAAGAACCAGUGCAUGGAAGCAGCUAAGGACUUUGAUCAACAGAAUCAUUAUUACGUUUUUUUAAAGUCUUAUCUGCAAGAGAGUUUUUUAAAUUAAUCUAUGGAAGGCUAGUUUAUUGUAUGGGAAAUUUCCUGUUCCAAUUCUUCCUUCAACCCUAAACACAAAAGUUAGCCUUUGUAAGCUGCUGUGCUCUCAGCCUCUGCAAGCACCCAAGAAUUAGCACAAACUUGUACCAUAUGUUUUCCCUCCCUAUGGUUCCAACUGAUAGGCAAACUCUCAUGCAUAAUAAAAGAAUAUUUUCCAUUUAUGCCAUUGCAGAAAUAAACCAUAUUAUAGUAAUACA
Molecule: messenger RNA, 2549 nt
Organism: Eublepharis macularius
Lineage: Eukaryota; Metazoa; Chordata; Lepidosauria; Squamata; Eublepharidae
Gene: IDS
Product: iduronate 2-sulfatase
Exons: 9
Coding region: 322-1881 (519 amino acids)
Molecular function (GO): iduronate-2-sulfatase activity
Source: RefSeq, a predicted model, not a curated record